This is a messenger RNA of Hippopotamus amphibius kiboko, 1073 nucleotides long. RefSeq names its product intraflagellar transport 27 (gene IFT27). The record is from RefSeq and is a predicted model, not a curated record. Bases 378 to 938 code for a protein of 186 amino acids. Lineage: Eukaryota; Metazoa; Chordata; Mammalia; Artiodactyla; Hippopotamidae. Gene Ontology annotation, cellular component: Golgi apparatus. The transcript has 7 exons. Gene Ontology annotation, biological process: intraciliary transport. Gene Ontology annotation, molecular function: GTPase activity; GTP binding.
GCGGGGCAGGCUGGCGAUGGUUGCCCGGGAGCGCAUCUGUCUUGGUGCUUGGGGUCGGAGGGUCGCUAUUCCCGGUCCGCACUGCCAGGGGCUGGGCCGGGUACGGGAGCCGCAGCGCCUCGCUGGCAUCUUCCAGGCUGCCUUCUGAGGCCUUGAGCCUGGCCCCAUCUGGCGCUCCGCCGCGGCCCCUCGAGACUCUAGCGCCCCGAUACCCGCCCCGCGGGCUGCCUGGAGGGUCCAAGCCCCAUUGUCCCUGUCCCCACCGCGGCCACAGGCCCCUUGAUCCCUAGCCCUCCCACUCCCCUUCCCAAGCAGGGCCACCAACGCCUCCAGCAGCCGCUCUUCCCCUGUCUGGUCCGUGGUGGUGGUUGGUUACCAUGGUGAAGCUGGCAGCCAAAUGCAUCCUGGCAGGAGACCCAACCGUGGGCAAGACCGCCCUGGCCCAGAUCUUCCGCAGCGACGGAGCCCAUUUCCAGAAGAACUACACCCUGACAACAGGGGUGGAUCUGGUGGUGAAGACGGUGCCAGUCCCUGACACAGGGGACAGUGUGGAACUCUUCAUUCUCGACUCGGCCGGCAAGGAGCUGUUUUCUGAAAUGCUGGAUAAAUUGUGGGAGAGUCCCAAUGUCCUGUGUCUCGUCUACGACGUGACCAACGAGCAGUCCUUCACCAACUGCAGCAAGUGGCUGGAGAAGGCUCGGUCGCAGAUUCCAGGCACCACCCUCCCAGGUGUGCUGGUGGGGAACAAGACAGACCUGGCCGGCAGGCGAGUGGUGGAGUCAGCCCAGGCCCGGGCAUGGGCACUGGGCCAAGGCCUGGAAUGUUUUGAAACAUCUGUGAAGGAGGUGGAAAAUUACAAAGCCCCGUUCCACUACCUGGCCAAGCAGUUUCACCACCUAUAUCGGGAGAAGCUGGAGCUUUUCCAGGCACUGGUGUGAGGGGCUGGCUGGACCGUUUCCCGUGAUGGAACCUAGCCGUGGGCUCCGGCUCCUGGGAAGAUGGGAGAAGAUGGAGUUGCCUGGGCACUUCCAAUCUAUCGUGACAGCUUUAAAUAAAAUGAGGAGAAAAAUGGA